AAUUAUCAGUUGAUAUAUGAUUCAAGUGACCUUUCUUCUUCUCUCGUAAUUUAUUGUAUUUUGGCUAAAUAAAUGUCAGCUGUUUGAGUUGUUGAAUUAAAUUUCACUUCGUUUCUUUUCGAUAAUAUUUUGGGCAUGCAUUUAUUUUAUUAAAAAAUUAAUUUGGUAAAUCGAGCUUUUUACAACUGAAAUGAACCAAUCGAAUUCGUUUUUAACGCCUGUGCGUUAUGUUGACAGCCGCGCGAAAUCUCCAGCGAUCAAGCACGAUGCCAAUUUAGCCAGUUGUAAGGCUAAACUGGAAGUGCUAGUAACCGAUCUGCAAAAUAAUUAUGCCAAAUGGCAAAUGGCUCAACAGCGCGGCACAUCGCUCUGCUACGCAAUUGAAGCAAAAAAGACGCGAUGCUACGAUAGUGCAGAAUGCGGCUACUACCCAGAGGAUCUGCAUAAGAGCUGUGACAAAUUGGCCAUUAUAACAUCUAUAUUUGUUGAUAUAUUUACAAACACGCGUGAGAUCCUGCGACAACUGCGUGCACUAACUUUGCUAGCGGGCAUCACAUCGAAUGUGUUAUUUUAUAGAACUUGGAAGUUAACGGAAUUCGUAUCCUUUACCGAGGAACUGGUAAAACGUUACAAAAAAGAAUCGUUGGUAAAACAACAUGUGAUGCGUACCAUUGCUCACUCCACUAGUCGAGCCCAAUUGAUGGCUUACACUACUGAGUGGGAGUUUCCUGAACAUGUUGAUGCUUACGUAAAUUUGGUAUUUCUGCUGCUUGCAGAGGAGAUUAAGUCAUAACAAAGUUAAUGUUUG
Molecule: messenger RNA, 808 nt
Organism: Drosophila hydei
Lineage: Eukaryota; Metazoa; Arthropoda; Insecta; Diptera; Drosophilidae
Exons: 4
Coding region: 191-793 (200 amino acids)
Source: RefSeq, a predicted model, not a curated record